This is a messenger RNA of Saccostrea cuccullata (small rock oyster), 3359 nucleotides long. RefSeq names its product myb-like protein X. NCBI's taxonomy places the organism in Eukaryota, Metazoa, Mollusca, Bivalvia, Ostreida, Ostreidae. The record is from RefSeq and is a predicted model, not a curated record. The transcript has 14 exons. The coding region runs from base 295 to 3225 and encodes 976 amino acids.
CAGGCAUAAAAUAUGGAAUGAGUCAGUUCACACUGACGUGUCCCUAACACAGAAAUCAAUAUUAUUCUUAACUAACAGAAGACGAAAGUGAAGUGGCUGCUUCAGUUACAGGGAUCUGUUUAUAAGAGUCUCUGCUUCAGUGAUUUCUUGUUUAAGGUGAGAGAAAAGGAAAGUAGACUACAAGCAGGAUCAUCUGGAGACCUUGAGUCACAAGGUCAAAGCCAGUCAUCAAGGUCACAUGAGGCUGGUGUGUCUAUUUAUAUCCGACUUCCCACUAAGCUAAGGAUAGUGAAAAUGGCUGAACAGCGAAGGGCACAGCUCAACAGAAGCAUGGAGAAGAGUUUUGAGGAUUUACUGACCGGAUUAGAUGAUGACCUUGAACCAGAUAUAGAUGACAUCUUCACAAACUGUGAUCAUCUGCCUGAGAAAGUUACAGAUGCCACAUUUAAUGCCAUGGCUUUCCAACAAAAAGACAAAAAGCCUUCCCCCUUGCCAUCACCAAACAAAGACCAGGAGGAGGAACAGUUUCAGUUUCCUAAGGUGUCUAAAUCUUCCCCAGAGGAGCCUCAGGAGGAGACAGAGAGAAAUACAGACCCUGGGAUUCACAGUGACAGUGAAGACGAACAAGAGCCAAAGGAACUGGAGUUUGUUUCUUCCACUGGGAAUGAAGAGGGUGAAGUUUAUGAUUCCUCAAAAUUAAUAUUGCCAACAUUUGGAGAAAGCAGCACAGAUGACACACUCCUCGGGAAGGUGGAACUGGAGGAUGAUGAAGAAGAAGAUGAUAUGAAGGAUGAGGUGGAAGAUGAGGAGGAAGAAGAUAUAGAGGGAGAGGAGGAUGAAAGCAUAGAGGAGGAAGAGAUGGAAGAUCAGAAACCAGCCAAUCAGGAGGACAGACGGGAGAACCCUAAAGACCUGACCAUGUUUUCUGGACUGGAUCACGAUGACUCAGACCCAGACAUUGAUAAGUUGGUCGCUGAAUGUGACUUCCUGCCUGAGACUGUGUCUGAUUCCACCAUUAAUGCCAUGGUGGACAGAAAUAGACCACUGGCCAAAUCGUACCGCCAGAGUCUCGAGUUACAGAGCGAAGAUCAGGAGAAUGAAGAAACCAUGGAUACGGAUGUACCACAGGAAGAACACAGCCCUCCUCCCGAUGUUGUUAUCAGAGUUCAGAAAGAGGAGAGCCUAGAUUUCUCUGUUUUGGAGCCUGAUAGCAGUCAUUUAGAUGUAGACAUUGGAAAGCAAAAGACAAACCUUAGAAAACAGGGAUCACUAGCCAAGAGGAGGAAACCUACCCGCUCAACUGUCAGGAGUGCUCUCCUUUCAGGGGAGGAAGCAAUGUUCCAGGAUUCUACUGAGCCUAAGUCCGAGCGAGCGGACAGUAAGGGUGAGGAUGAGGUGUUUGGUCAGAGGUCCCCCUCCUCUUCUUCUGUAGAGGGAGUCCCCACAUCCCCUCCGGCCAAGAAGCCCAGUAAAGUCCUGGUACCACUGCCAGGCUUCGGGGGACCCAAGCCUGAGCUGAGGAGGAGAUCUGAAGAGCAGCAUGAAGCAGAAAUGGCAGUAGACGAACCCAAAAAGAAGGACUACAAAAGCUACGGAGUCAAAUUACCGGUCCCUCAGCUGCCAAGGAAAAGUGAAAGUGAAAGCACAGAAGAGACCCUGAGCAAACCUGUUCUGAGGAAAGUUCCCAGGAAAGACAGUGUGGAGAGACAGGAACCAGAAAAACAUUAUGAUGUGUCGUCAUUGAAAUCAGUGGCAAAAACAGACAAUGUGUCAAAAACGGAUACAGAAUCAGACAAAUUCGUAGAGAAGCCUACUUUACGGCAAGUGAAAAGAGAUGAAAAUAAAGGAACUAUUUCUAGUGAUAAUACAUUUGAAAAGCCUGCUUUGAAGAAUGUUUCUAAACCUAGUGUGGAAAAAUCAAAUGAAUCAGACAUGAAGUUUGAAAUUCCAGCUUUAAAUAAAGUUUCAAGGGAGAGAAGUGAAAGCAAUAAAAGUGAUCAAGAGAGUGAAAAUGUGUAUGACAAAUCCUCUUUAAGAUCCACCCCAAAACCUGAUAAACAGUCAACCCCAACUUCCCCCAAAACUCCCGAACCAAAAACGUUUGCUAUGCCUGCUUUACGUCCAACUCCACGAGCCAACAAAAACAGACAAGAGGACACAACGUCUCAACAGGACUCGGGAUCGUUUGAGAAGCCGGCUCUACGAAAUGUGUCAAGGCCAUUAGAGAGAAAGGGGUCUGUGGAAUCGGGAUCUUUUGAGAAACCCACUCUGAGAAAUGUGGGCAAACCUCCCCUGCCUGAGAAAAGGGUUUCUAUAUCUGAGGAUGGUAAUGAGGAGAACCACAGGUUUGACGUGCCUGCUCUGAGAAUGGUACCAAAGGACCAGAGGCCUACACAGACACUGAGGAACGUGGCAGGUCAAGAGUCAGAAACAGAAGCAAUCCGAAGGCCAUCCCUCAAGUCUACACCUCAGAAAGAAAUUCCAAAGUCAGAAGAAAGCAAAGAAGCCCCAUCAUGGUUGAAAAAUAUGAAGUUGAGGAAAACAAAGAGCCAAGCAGAGGACAUGAACACUGCAGGAGAAACCAAGGAGAAACCUGAAUGGCUGCAGACAGCCAAUGAAAAGAGAGAAAAGGCCAUGGAAACUCUCAACUCUAAAGAAAAUCAAACAAAAAAUAGCUCAGAAAGUAAUGUGUCUUGGUUAAGUCGGGACAAUCUGAAGAAAACUUCCACUCCAUUGCAAGAGAAUAAUGAUAAUUCACAUUCCCAUGAAGAGGAGGGCAGGAGGAGACUCAGCUCAGUGGAGAGUAAUGGGGACAUUGACCGCAGAUCAAGAGAGAGAACUCCUGCCAAAAAUGAUGGUCAGAGAGAAAACUAUGUGCCAAGUUGGUUGAAGGCCAAGGACAAGCAUCAUAAAUCCAAUCCUAACCUGAACUUUGUGACUCCGUCCUCAAAUUCCGAGGAACCCCCGGACUGGAAGAAGGCGCUAGCAGAGAAACGAAAAAACAGGAGAGACUCCGACACCCCUGUAAAACAGUCUGCAGACUCAGAGAAAGGUAUUCCUCCCUGGAAACAGGAAUUAGCCAAGAAAGGCAUGAAGUCCUCCACCCCUCUUAAAACCUCAUCAGAACAGAAGAAAGCCGAACCGGAAUGGAAGCAGAAGGCUGACGAGAAAAGACAAAGAAUAAUAAAAACUGGACUCUUUGAUAAAACCCUGAGGAAAACGUAACCUUAAGAUGGAGAUGAAAGAAAACUCAACUUAUUGCAAUGACUAGUAUUGAUUUUGUUUCAGUUUCCACUCAUGCAUUGUAUAUUUUUAGAAAAUGAGGAUGAAGUUAUAUGCAUAUUAGAUAUGAAACAUUU